AAUAAUUAUUUCUGCCAUUGCGUUCCGCCAUUUUGCUUGGUCGUGGAGUGAACGUAAAAAUUAUUCCUAUGUAUUUUAUCGUGGAUCUUAGUUAUUUAGUUUAGAAUUAGUGUUACGCCAGACUAAUGGCUUGCUUAAAUACACUUAAGUUAGAAAUCAAGACAUUAGAACAAGUGUUUCCAAAAAGCCAUGAACGGUUUCAGAUAAUGUCUGCUAGUGUCGACGAACUGACCUGCAGAUUCGUUGGCAGAAGUGGAAAGAAAUAUGAAAUACAUGCAAAUAUUACCGAGACAUACCCCACCACACCGCCGGUGUGGUUUGCAGACAGCGAGGAUCCAAUCGUGACAAACGCUGUCCAGAUCCUCAGUAACACACAGGGAAGAGAUAAUCAUGUUAUAAAUCAGGUUGGUAUCCUUUUGAGAGAACUGUGCAAAUUGCAUGGUGUUCCGGAGCCACCUGACCUGGACUCACUGUCACUACCCGUCCACCCCGCACCACAUCAAAGAGUGGGCAGCGUGACGUCGAACGGCGCGGAGUCGGGCACGGAGGAGGACGAGGAGAUGGCGGCCGACGACGACGAGUCGGACGCCGAGGACGACCUGCCGCUGGAGAUGGUGGACGACGCCGCGCGCGGCAACAAGGACGACAUGGAAACCGAACAUUUAGCAACGCUAGAGCGACUCAGACAAAACCAGAGACAGGACUACCUCUCGGGCAGUGUAUCCGGAAGUCUCCAGGCAACAGACAGACUCAUGAAGGAACUUAGAGACAUAUAUCGUUCUCAUUCUUUCAAGAAUAACAUGUACUCUAUUGAGCUGGUGAACGACUCGCUGUACGAGUGGAACAUCCGGCUGCGCUCCGUGGACCCGGACAGCCCGCUGCACAGCGACCUGCUGCUGCUGAAGGAGAAGGAGGGCAAGGACGCCAUUCUGCUCAACAUCAUGUUCAAGGAGACGUACCCGUUCGAACCUCCUUUCGUGAGGGUGGUCUACCCCAUCAUCUCCGGCGGCUACGUGCUAGUUGGCGGCGCCAUCUGCAUGGAGCUGCUGACGAAGCAGGGCUGGUCCUCGGCCUACACCGUGGAGGCCGUCAUCAUGCAAAUAGCGGCCACGCUCGUCAAGGGCAAAGCUCGCAUACAGUUCGGAGCCACUAAGGUGGUGUCGCAGUCGCAGUACAGCCUGGCGCGCGCGCAGCAGAGCUUCAAGUGCCUCGUGCAGAUACACGAGAAGAACGGCUGGUUCACACCGCCCAAAGAAGACGGCUAAUGCCCCUUCGCUACUGCAAGACUUACGUGCAACCGGCGCCCGCGCAUCCGGGCAGCAAGUUGCCGAGCACCAAGCCACAAGUUGCGUGAUCUUCGACUAAAUUCCAUGGAUUACAGUUUCGCCCUUGUACUUGUGUAUAGUAUGACUGAGAACUGUAAAUGUAAAUGUUAAGUGCUAUAGUGGCUGUUCGAGAGACUGUAUAAGACUUAUAGGAAAUGUUUAAACUAUUAUUAUUAAUGCUCUGUCAAACGGACUUUUUAAAUUUCUGUCUUGUUUUUUUUUUUUAAGUUUUUAAUUGAGGGACGAUGCACAAAUUGGAUUCAAUCGAAUUGGUUGGCAUAAUCAUCGGUUCGUAUAAAGUUUGAAAUGUGUAAACGUAUGCGAAACGAUAAUUAUGCCAAAAAAUGUUGUGUGCGUAUUUUAUGUGAAAUAGAAAUUUGUGCAAGCCGAUAUGACCGUUCAUAAAUCAAGUUGAAAUUGAGAGUAGCGUUAUAAAUAUACAAACAUAAAGUCACGUCUAUAUCGUGCCUAAUACUUAUACCUUUUCUUUUCCCCUUUCGAGGUAGACAGAGCCAAUAGUCUCUGAGACCAAGGUCUCGUUCAGCUGAAUCAACACUGUAUUGUAAAGAUCGUAUUAUUUAUUUUAAAAAGGUUUUCUCUAAUAACUCAUUGUCUUCGAUAAAUUUUAAAUACAUCACAUAUAGAAUAUACUGAUGACUUAAGUAAUUUUAUGCUUCAGUAGAUAUGGAGUCCUGUUCAUAUAUAAUUUCUACUAUAUUUUGUCCCUGUCUCCACCCAACAGUAUGACAAGGACAGCGAUAUAAAAAGUCCGUUUGAAAGAACACUAGUGAUUGUGACGAGAUAUAAAUGUGUAACGUUUUUGUAAUCAUUAAUUUGUCAAGUUAUCCACAUUAUGGUAGCCCCAUGUCUAGACGUUACAGAGUGUAAAGUUGGAAAAAUCUUUGCAUUUCUUUUUAGUUAUUGAAUAAAAAACCUGUGAUUCUUAA
Molecule: messenger RNA, 2272 nt
Organism: Amyelois transitella
Lineage: Eukaryota; Metazoa; Arthropoda; Insecta; Lepidoptera; Pyralidae
Product: ubiquitin-conjugating enzyme E2 Q2
Exons: 9
Coding region: 126-1265 (379 amino acids)
Biological process (GO): protein polyubiquitination
Cellular component (GO): nucleus
Molecular function (GO): ubiquitin conjugating enzyme activity
Source: RefSeq, a predicted model, not a curated record